AGAACGGCUGCUGCCGGAGCAGUCGCGGAAGCGCAGAUAUCAGAUCUGCAGCCAGUUCCCACAAGUCAGCGCGCGCCGGUAUAUCUGUUCGCGACCAGCGACACCUAGUGUGUGUGUGCGCUGUGGUGCAGUCACAAGCAGGCAGCGCCGCGUCGUCGUAGGGCCACUGAUCACCAGUCAUCCGACGGACACGAGAUGGCCCCGCUGUUGCGGCAGCUGCUGCUGGUGGCCUCGUUGCUGUCUGCGGCACACGGGGCGCGCAUCCUCCACGUCGUUCCGAUCCCGGCGUGGAGCCACUGGCACAUCUUCCGGGCGCUCAUGUGGGAGCUGGCGGACAGGGGCCACCACGUCACCAUCAUCACGCCGCUCGCCGAGAAGGAGCCCCACCGCAACUGGACCAUGGUGCCUGUCGCGGCCAACCAAGACAUCAUGCCCAGUGUCGGGGUGGACAUCUUUGACUACGGCAAGGACAAAAUCGACAUAAUGAGCAGACUGUUCCGCUACGGAGAACGCGCCUGCGAGCGGCUGAUGGAGGAGGAGGCAGUACAGCGGCUGCUCAAGUCGAAGACCGAGCGCUUCGACCUGCUGAUCAACGAGCUGUUCUUCAACGACUGCUUCCUGGUGCUGGCCCACAAGUUCCAGGUGCCCAUCGUGGGGCUGUGCCCCUUCGAGGGCGCGCCCUGGAUGGACGACAUGGUGGGCAACCCGACACCGCUGGCCUACCUGCCCAACAUCUUCCUGGACUACGGCCGGCUGGACUCGCUGCUGGACCGCGCUGGCAACGCCGCCUUCAGCCUGCUGACCAAGCUGUACCGGCGCUACGUCUACCUGCCCAGGGUGGACGCCAUCGUGCGCCGCCACGUGCCGGACGCUCCCAGCAUCGCCCAGCUGGAGCAGACCACGGCGCUCGUGCUGCUCAACUCGCACGUCGCCUUCAACGUGCCGAGGCCGAUGGUCCCCGGAGUCGUCACUUACGGAGGAAUGCAGCUGAAGCCUCCCAAGAAACUACCACAGGACCUGCAAAAGUUCCUCGAUGAAGCUCCAGACGGGGUGAUAUACUUCAGCCUGGGCAGCUACAUCAAAGGCACCGACCUGAGGCCGCAGGCCAAAAAGGCUUUCAUUGAGGUCUUCUCCCGCAUUAAGCAGAGGGUCCUUUGGAAGUUCGAAGACGACAAUCUGCCUGGAAAGCCGGACAAUGUCAUGAUUUCCAAGUGGCUGCCGCAGGCUGACAUACUCGCACAUAAGAACGUACGGUUGUUCAUGACGCAUGGCGGCAUCAACAGCAUUCAAGAGGCGCUGUACCACGGUGUUCCACUCAUAGGAUUCCCUGUGUUUGGAGACCAGAACUGCAACAUGAACCGCGUGGAGUGGAUCGGACUUGGAAUCAAAAUACCAAUCUCAAACGUGUCCGUGGAAUCACUCACUUGGGCUAUAAAAGAAGUCUUGGAAGUGCCAAGUUACCGACAAACGGCACAGCAACGCUCUCGAGUAUUCAGAGACAAUCCGAGGCCGCUGAAGGAGGAAGCCGCCUACUGGAUAGAGUACGUGCUGAGGCACAAAGGGGCCCCCCACCUGCGCUCGGCGGCCCUGGACCUCACCUGGUACCAGUACCUGCUGCUCGACGUCAUCGCCUUCAUUGUGCUCGUUGUUGUCGGUGUGUUGGUAGCACUGCUUCUGGUACUGAGGUAUCUCCUGAGGUUAUUUCGGAAGCCAGUCCCAAAAAAGACGAAGGCAAAAAGUUCUAAAAAAAGGGACUAAUUUCUCACAUAUUUCCCAUCAAAAGCUCAAGUGAUCUCUCAGUCCUUGAAAAGUGAUAUUCUCUUACAUCGUUGAGUCUUCUCAUUUCAUUUCUAAGCGUACCUUGUCUUCUCCUCGUCUCAUUCGCUAAUUUUCAUUGCCUGUUGUUCAAGAAAGUCUCUUAUUUUUUCUUGGUCGACCUAUUUUGCUGUUUCCAAUGCCGUUCUUUCCUCUUCUUUCGGAUUCCUCGGCUAUUUCUCCUUUUAUUUCCAUAUCUUCUCCCUGUCAGAUGUCUCUUCCACUUUCUAAAGUUUGUCCUGAUUGGUCCGCAGCUCGUGGUCGUGCGGUAGCGUUCUCACUUCCCACGCCCGGGUUCGAUUCCCGGCGGGAUCAGGGAUCUUCUCUACCUCGUGAUGACUUGGUGUUGUGUGAUUUCCUUAGGUUAGUUAGGUUUAAGUAGUUCUAAGUUCAAGGGGAAUGAUGACCAUGGAUGUUAAGUCCCAUAGUGCUCAGAGCCAUUUGAACCUUUUUUUUUUUUUUUUUUUUUUUUUUUUUUUUUUUUUUGUCCUGAUUACUGAUAAGGACUGAAUACACGCCUUUUUCCGAGCACUUCGCUAUCGGCGCCUUCAGCGAAAUGGUGUCCCAUUAAAGUUUCUAGAUUUACUAACCAGUUAAAGUGCACACUAACAGUAAACAUAAGAAAAUUUUUUGGUCAUAAAUAUACCAGUGAAUUACCCCACUUCAUAAAGUAUGACGGACGAGUUAAGUUUCCACAGCUAGCGAAGACACCAAUUCGUAGUGCCCCCCCCCCCUUUCCCCCCAUCAUUGUAGUCUACACAACCCUUGCAACAUAGCAUUUCAUUCCGUCUUUCUUCUAUAUUGUUUGCAGCUGUAUUCCUGUGUGGUUCCCAUUUUUCCUCUUUACCCGUUAUUUACUCACAUUAUUUAUCGUGCCUUGUUCACAUUUUUGAGUCCGUUGUCAUACCUCUUUCCAAAGACCAAGCAUCAAAGUUCUUAUAUUACCUUCUCUCCCUUGUCUCCCUCUAUCAAAAGUUGCGAAAGCGUUUUUUAAUUAUUAUUAUUACACAUGAACACUCAACUUGUUUAGUAUAUUUCGUUACGGCACUAUUCAGAGAAGUAGUAUGCUACAAAAACUACCAGAUGUACCGAGCAGUCAGAAUGUUUGCUAAUGUCAAAGUGGAGUGAGUAUUAUUGUAAUUUAUUGUAUGUUACGAAGUGCAAAUGUUUGAGACUUGAGAAAUGUGAAUCAUUUUGUAUAACACCACAGUGUGUAAACUAGUUAUUACUUUUGCUCUCUUAUGCAUUCUGUACUCAAUUUUGCAGUAUGAGUCUGUGUGUGGAAAUAAAGCGAUCAAACACUU
Molecule: messenger RNA, 3119 nt
Organism: Schistocerca nitens (vagrant locust)
Lineage: Eukaryota; Metazoa; Arthropoda; Insecta; Orthoptera; Acrididae
Product: UDP-glycosyltransferase UGT5-like
Exons: 6
Coding region: 196-1758 (520 amino acids)
Molecular function (GO): UDP-glycosyltransferase activity
Source: RefSeq, a predicted model, not a curated record